CUUUCCACCACAUGCUCAUAGCCGAGGAUUUAUGAAGAGAAACCUCACUCGGGCUGUCUGGCGGCGCUUUAAUUUCAUUUCGAUUUGAAGAUUUCAGCAGUCAUGGAUGGAGACGUACUGUCAUUGUCAUCCUCUCCAUCGUUAUCAUCCUCAGCAGCAGCCGUGGUGGCAGCAGAAACAGACGAUACUUCAGUAAGAAGCGACAGCAGCCUCUUUCAGGGCCAACAGAAGCACCGAUCUGCUGAAGCACUGUGCAGUGAGGAUGUGAGUCCCGUGGGUGUCAGGUUGCUGUCCACAGAGGAGCAGGUGACUCUGAUCACUGAGAGCAUGACAGUCACCUCCGCUGACCAGGAGAAACUGCUGCUGCUCAACAAGAACACCGAGCUCCGCAGAGUCAACAAAGAGCUGAUGAAGCUGAACGAGGACUGGGACCAGGUGUACCGCAGUGCCACACUGGGUCUGCAGCACAGACUGGAGGCUUUGGAACUGGGGAACACUGCAGUGAAACAGCUCAACGGUAGACUGCUGCUCAAAGUGGAACACCAACAGAGUGCAAAGGACUACUACGAGCAGGCUCUGAUGCAGGAGCUGAAGAAGAACCAGGAUCUGCAGGAAUACAUCAGGCUGCUGGAGAACAGGACGCAUCAUCCACAGAGAGCCUGCACACAGGUCCAAGAGGGCAGCUUCAGCGCUGGGGUGAAUGCUCCUGUGUUGUCGCCCACCACAAAUCCACCAAGAGGUCCUGACUUGUCACCCAGCUUUGUGUCUGGAUACAAACCUUCACCCUCCCUCUUCCCUGCCUCCUCGGGCUCAGAGGAAGCAUGGAAGAGAAAAAGCAAGAGCAGCAGCACCCCACUGGGACACUCCCAGCAAGAAGUGCAUGAUCUAAAAGAACAGCUGGGGGCACUGAGAUGUCAGCAGACCCAGAUUUAUGAAGCUGAAUAUCAGACGGAGCACAACGACCACAAACACACGCUGCAGGAGAACCGCAGGCUGAGGAAGAAGAGGGAGGAGAUGCGCCAACAGGUGGCGCUACUGCAGGAGCAGCUCAAGGUUUACGAGGACGACUUCCGACGGGAGCGCGCCGACAAACAGAUGUUGCAGAGGCUGCUGUUGAAGAAAACGCCUCCCAACAGGGACCCUGUGCUCGUCCACCGCUGCAAUAACGCGCAGCCGCCACAGGGAGGAGACAAGAGGACGCAAAGUGCAGAGAAAAGAAGGCAGCACCACCUUCUCUGUCCCAAGCACCAAGACAGAGACAAGGAGUCAGACUGAGGCUCAGAGGGAGGGGGGAAUCCAUGGUGAUACACAUCACAUAGUGAUGACUUUAAGGAGUUUAAAUCUUUUUCGAUAAUGAAAAAUCAUUCAUUUAUACAUUUAUAAGCACAAACAUAUUCAUUAUUUAUUACAAUCUAAUUUAUCUAUAUCUUAUUGCACUAGGUAUUAGAGUUUUUUUUAUCCUAUAUAUAUAUAUAUUCUUUCAUAUAAUCUUCUCUUAAGUGACAUGUCUAUUAAUCUUUAAUUAUAUUUUGUAUAAUAAAACAUGAAGUGGU
This is a messenger RNA of Platichthys flesus (European flounder), 1553 nucleotides long. Its product is annotated as protein lava lamp. Bases 103 to 1275 code for a protein of 390 amino acids. Lineage: Eukaryota; Metazoa; Chordata; Actinopteri; Pleuronectiformes; Pleuronectidae. The record is from RefSeq and is a predicted model, not a curated record. Gene Ontology annotation, biological process: cellular response to lipopolysaccharide; regulation of transcription by RNA polymerase II. The transcript is spliced from 7 exons.